Protobothrops mucrosquamatus (brown spotted pit viper) is the source of this 1708-nucleotide messenger RNA. It is a transcript of the gene OXSR1, whose product is annotated as oxidative stress responsive kinase 1. Gene Ontology annotation, biological process: protein phosphorylation. The transcript is spliced from 18 exons. Gene Ontology annotation, molecular function: protein serine/threonine kinase activity; ATP binding. NCBI's taxonomy places the organism in Eukaryota, Metazoa, Chordata, Lepidosauria, Squamata, Viperidae. The coding region runs from base 31 to 1629 and encodes 532 amino acids. The record is from RefSeq and is a predicted model, not a curated record.
UCCCCUCCCAGCUUCGGAGCCGGGGCUGCCAUGACUGCGGAGGACUCCGGCUCGCUGGCCUGGUCCAUCAACAAGGAUGACUACGAGCUGGAGGAGGUGAUCGGAAGUGGAGCAACAGCUGUGGUCCAAGCAGCCUAUUGUAGCCCUAAGAAGGAAAAAGUGGCAAUUAAAAGGAUCAAUCUUGAGAAAUGCCAGACCAGCAUGGACGAGCUUUUGAAAGAAAUUCAAGCAAUGAGUCAGUGCCACCAUCCAAAUAUAGUCUCAUACUAUACUUCUUUCGUGGUGAAAGAUGAACUUUGGUUAGUGAUGAAGCUCCUAAGUGGAGGUUCUGUUCUGGAUGUGAUCAAGCACAUUGUAGCCAAAGGGGAACAUAAGAAUGGAGUCCUGGAUGAGCCUGUAAUAGCCACAAUCCUCAAAGAGGUUUUGGAAGGAUUGGAGUACCUGCAUAAAAAUGGACAAAUCCACAGGGAUGUGAAAGCUGGCAAUAUCCUACUGGGAGAAGAUGGGUCAGUCCAGAUUGCCGAUUUCGGCGUAAGUGCUUUCUUAGCUACCGGUGGGGACAUAACACGGAACAAAGUGAGGAAAACCUUUGUGGGCACCCCUUGCUGGAUGGCCCCCGAAGUGAUGGAGCAGGUGCGGGGGUAUGAUUUCAAAGCAGAUAUUUGGAGUUUUGGAAUUACAGCAAUCGAGUUGGCUACCGGAGCUGCUCCUUAUCACAAAUACCCACCCAUGAAGGUCUUAAUGUUGACACUACAAAAUGAUCCCCCCUCCUUGGAGACAGGAGUGCAAGACAAAGAGAUGCUUAAAAAAUACGGGAAGUCAUUCAGGAAAAUGAUUUCAUUGUGCCUGCAGAAAGACCCGGAAAAGAGACCUACAGCAGCUGAACUCCUAAGACACAAAUUUUUCCAAAAAGCAAAGAAUAAAGAAUUUUUGCAAGAAAAAAUAUUGCAGAGAGCCCCAACUAUCACUGAAAGAGCCAGAAAGGUCAGGAGAGUCCCUGGUUCCAGCGGACGACUUCACAAGACUGAAGAUGGCGGCUGGGAAUGGAGCGAUGAUGAACUAGACGAAGAAAGCGAAGAGGGCAAAGCGGCAAUUUCACAGCACAGGUCUCCCAGAGUGAAAGAAUCCUUACUGAACUCUGAGCUGUUUUCAUCAGCUGAGCCAACCGGCCCUUUGCUCAACCUCCAAGAUCAGCCUGCUGCUCAACUACCUCAGCCUUCAGGUCAAGUCCCUGCACAACCUCCUGUUGCUGCCUCCGGUCCAGCUUCUCAGACCCCAGCAGCAGCUCCUUCAGCAGCACAGGUACCUCCCGCACCUACAGCACAAGAAGAGCCCAAAAUUCCAAUAAGCCUCGUUCUACGAUUAAGGAAUUCAAAAAAGGAGCUGAAUGACAUCCGAUUUGAAUUCACACCCGGAAGAGACACUGCAGAUGGAGUAUCCCAAGAACUCAUCUCGGCUGGACUGGUGGAUGGCAGAGAUUUAGUCAUAGUUGCCGCGAACUUGCAAAAAAUUGUGGAAGAGCCUCAGACGAACCGAUCGGUCACUUUCAAGCUGGCAUCAGGCGUGGAAGUGUCUGAAAUACCCGAUGACGGCAAACUUGUUGGAUUUGCUCAGCUCAGCAUCAACUAAAACAACACUCCCCGCUUAUGGUUGCAAUCCAUAGGUGCAACGUACAAAUACUCCUGUUGGCCAAAAAAAGCAAAACCAC